UCAGUGCUUUGGUAUUGGCCUCUUGACACUCCUGGUGGAAGCAUAAAUUUCAUUUUGUUGAUAAACUGGACAGUUCUUAUACUUUACAACUACUUUAAUGCAAUGUUUGUUGGUCCUGGCUAUGUCCCAAUUGGAUGGAAACCGGACAACCCUCAGGAUGCAGUCUAUCUUCAGGACUGCAGAAUCUGUCAAGGUUACAAGGCCCCACGGUCUCAUCAUUGUCGUAAAUGUAACAGAUGUGUCAUGAAGAUGGAUCAUCAUUGUCCAUGGAUCAAUAAUUGUUGUGGUAAUUUGAACCAUGGCUACUUUACCUCAUUCCUGUUGUUAGCACCGUUGGGUUGUAUUCAUGCUUCUGUGAUUUUAAUCAUGACCAUGUACACACAGCUUUAUAACAGGAUAUCAUUUGGUUGGAGUUCAGUAAAGAUUGACAUGAGUCUGCCUCGAAGGGAUACACAAUUCGUUGUUCCUUUUGGAAUUUAUGGAUUUGCAGCCUCACUCUUUGCUUUGGGAUUGGCAAUUGGUACAACAAUAGCUGUCGGCAUGUUAUUUUUCAUUCAGAUGAAAGUGAUCCUCAGAAAUAAAACCACAAUCGAAGUUUGGAUUGAAGAAAAGGCCAAAGACAGAAUCCAGUAUUAUCAAACUGGUGAGGAAUUCAUCUUCCCAUAUGACCUUGGAAGCAAGUGGAAAAACUUCAGACAGGUGUUCACGUGGUCUGGAGUUCCCGAUACAGAUGGAAUUUUCUGGCCUGUUCGUGAAGGCAGCCAUCAGUACUCAUUAACGAUAGAGCAGCUGAAACAGAAAGCUGAUAAAAGAGUGAGAAGCGUCCAGUAUAAAGUGAUUGAAGACUACAGUGGAGCCUGCUGUCCAAUCUCAAAAGGAUACAAAACAUUUUUUUGCACGCCUUAUACUGAAGAACCCAGAAUGCAACUGAAGAAAGGAGAAUUGAUUCUAGUUACAAGGGGUCUCCCGCAUUGGAUGUAUGGCAACAAGAACCUGAAGACAAAAAAUGCCCACGUUGGACAGCAUGAACGAGGUUGGUUCCCAAGAAGAUGUGUGGAAAAAUGCUUGUAUGACACUGCCACAGAAAAACCAACAGAAGAAAAGAAGAUUUUGUAACAGUUCCUUUUGCCUGUGCUUUUGACAGAAUUUGUGAUGAUCUACAGGAUCUAUUUUCCUUAGCUUGAAAGUUUUAAUCUUUUUUCAGAUUUAGUUUAUACUUGACCUGCUUUGGUAAAGCAACAGUUUUCACAAGCAUUUUUUUUAUAACCGAAAGAAUUCCUUUGGAUUCUCAAUGUUUGUGAAACAGCCUAAUUAUGGUAAUCUAGAUUGUCAAAAACAAUAAAUCGUCUUCUGCUUUCA
Molecule: messenger RNA, 1359 nt
Organism: Chiloscyllium plagiosum (whitespotted bambooshark)
Lineage: Eukaryota; Metazoa; Chordata; Chondrichthyes; Orectolobiformes; Hemiscylliidae
Source: RefSeq, a predicted model, not a curated record